Messenger RNA from Rubroshorea leprosula, 751 nucleotides. NCBI's taxonomy places the organism in Eukaryota, Viridiplantae, Streptophyta, Magnoliopsida, Malvales, Dipterocarpaceae. The record is from the annotation of a GenBank genome assembly.
ACAUUGUACCAGAUUGCAGUUGGCAUAGCUAGAGGAUUAGAGUACCUGCAUCGAGGAUGCAACACGCGCAUUUUGCAUUUUGACAUCAAGCCUCAUAACAUUCUCUUAGAUGAUGACUUUUGCCCCAAAAUAUCUGAUUUUGGCCUUGCAAAAUUGUGUCCAAGAAAAGAGAGUAUGGUUUCAAUGGCAGAUGCAAGGGGAACUAUCGGAUAUAUUGCUCCAGAAGUAUUUUGUAGAAAUAUUGGAAGGGUGUCCCAUAAGUCUGAUGUCUACAGUUAUGGCAUGAUGGUUCUAGAGAUGGUUGGGGAAAGGGAAAAUGUCAAUUUUGAAUCAAAUCAUAGCAGCGAAUAUUUUCCGCAGCGGAUUUACAAGCAUCUUGAAUUGGACGAAGAACUUGGAAUUUGGAACAUAAGGAAUGAGGAUGAUAAAGAAAGAGCAAGGAAGAUGAUAAUUGUAGGCUUGUGGUGCAUACAGACUAACCCCUCAGACAGGCCGCCAAUAAGUAAAGUGCUGGAGAUGUUGCAAGGGAACCUUGAUUCCUUAGAAAUUCCACCCAAGCCUUUCUUUUCUUCUCCUCCGAGGUUAUCUACUGAGGUCGAUGUGGGUCCCCAAGUUCACUAAUUCCAUACCAGGUACCAUAGAAGAGUGAUUUCAUUGUACUAUAAAGUGUUGGUUGGUAUUGUGUAUCUUUUCAACUGGAUUGUAAUUGAAGUUUGUACCCCAUUUAAAAAAAUAAAAAGGCCUUUCUAAU